CUUCUCUCUUCUGCUUCCUUGCACGUGCUGCACACGGUGCCCGUUUCUCAGCGACUGUUGCGCCGCGACGGGACCAACCAUUUCAACGUCGGCAUCAACACCCGUCGACACCACGGCGCAUCCACAUCACGGACGUGACCUCACGAUUCGUUCCACCUAAACCACUUGCACUCUACCUCAUGUUUCGACGAUACGCGCUCGGCUUUUCGAGCGUCGGACGACAGCUCUCCACCAUGAGCUCCAACACUCCAGUCGAGGACACCAUCAGGGCCAAGAUCACCGCCGCCUUCAACCCGCAGACUCUUGAGAUCUACAAUGAUUCCCACCUGCACUCUCACCACAAGGCCAUGGCCGGCAGCACCUCCAAGGAGACCCACUUCCGUCUCGUCAUCACCUCCGAUGCAUUCGACUCUAAGAUGCAGCCCGCCCGCCACCGUAUGGUCUACGCCCUGCUCCGUGACGAGAUGGCUCUCGAGGGCGGAAUCCACGCCCUCCAGCUCCGCACCAUGACUCCCUCCGAGGAGGAGCGCCAUCAGAAGAAGAAGGAUGAAGAGGCCAAAGCCAAAGCCGAAGCCAAGGCUCUCAGGGCCGAGGCCCGAGCUGCCCAGGAAGCCGAGCCCGAGACUUGAACAUGGCACCCAAACCAAACACCCCCGACAACUCUCUGAUCGGGGGCCUCAUGAUGAUUAACGGAACCAGUAACGGAUUUUACCAAACCCACCACGAAAAAAUUGUAACGGAAACGGAAAGAAUGAAACGCAAGAAACAACAGGUCGCUCCAAGAUGCAACGACAAGGUCGCGCCGCAGUGCCACAGAAGGGAAAUGACGUCGAGGACGAGUCGGAUUCGCAAAACACAGUACUUCGUAGAAUGGCACGCGCUCCUCAGGGAGAUGGACGCAUGAGAUGGAAUGUUCGAGUAUCCUAGGCAACAAGGCUCUCAAACCGAAGUUAGGCAGGCAGUCAGUCAGUCUAGCUAUUAUAGACAAGUUGCCCACGCACAAUAGACCGGUCUUUCCAAUGCUUUUUACU
This is a messenger RNA of Ilyonectria robusta, 1031 nucleotides long. RefSeq names its product bola domain-containing protein. NCBI's taxonomy places the organism in Eukaryota, Fungi, Ascomycota, Sordariomycetes, Hypocreales, Nectriaceae. The record is from RefSeq and is a predicted model, not a curated record. The transcript is spliced from 3 exons. Bases 180 to 629 code for a protein of 149 amino acids.